Messenger RNA from Physella acuta, 846 nucleotides. RefSeq lists its product as uncharacterized. Lineage: Eukaryota; Metazoa; Mollusca; Gastropoda; Physidae. The record is from RefSeq and is a predicted model, not a curated record.
AUGUGCUACGCUCCUACGAACAACGCAGACGAGGAAGAAAAAGACCGCUUCUACAAAGAGCUUCAAUCGGUGGUUGAUAAGGUACCCACGCGCGACAUGCUGAUCCUCAUGGGUGAUUUAAAUGCCAAAAUUGAUCAUGUCGCGGUACGGCGUCGCUGGAGGGCCUCACUGCAGGAUGUGAGAGCAAAGCGAGGAGCAGACAUAGGAUCCGACCACCACCUGGUUGUUGCUAAACUGAAGAUGAAGCUAAAGAAGGUGGAAGAAAGAAAAAGCCUAAAGAGAGAACUAAAUCAAGCAAAAACACGGCAGCAGAAACAAGCAGCAGCCUCUCGAUAUAACGAAAAGGCUAAAGAGGUGAAAAGGAAACUAAGAAAUGACAAGAGAUUGUUUAUAAAUGAAAUGGCAGAGCAGGCCGAAACAGUUGCCAGUAAGGGAGAUCUCAAGACGCUCUAUGCAACAACCAGAGCUCUGAGUGGGAGGAAAACCAAUCCCAACAGGCCAGUGAGGAGCAGAAAUGGUAAACUUCUAACGUCAAUUGAGGAACAAUUGGCACGAUGGAAAGAGCACUUUCAGGAAAUACUAAACGGCCCAGCACCUCAAGAUCCACCAGACCUGGAACCAGGGGAACCCCUUAACAUCAAUACCGAGGAAAUCACCAGACAGGAAAUUCUCAACGCCUUAAAUAGUUUGAAGAGUGGCAAGGCAUCAGGACCAGAUAAUAUCCCAGUAGAGGCACUAAAGCAAGGUGGAGAAGAAGUAGUAAAUCGACUUCAUAAAUUACUCAACUUGGUCUGGAACACAGGACAAAUCCCAACCGAUUGGAAGAGGGGCCUCCGUGUGAAGUAG